AUGGACCUUAAAAAAAAACAUCUGAGACCCACUGGGAAGAAAUCUCACUGCUGCUCUGACUGUGGGAAACGUUGCAGGUUUACAUCAGAACUUAAAAUACACCAGCGAGUACACACAGGAGAGAAACCUUAUAGCUGUGAUCAAUGUGGGAAGAGUUUUACUCAGUCAAGCUACCUGAUAGUACAUCUGAGAAGACACACAGGAGAGAAAUCUUAUAGCUGUGAUCAAUGUGGGAAGAGUUUUGGUACAUCUGUGUAUCUGAUGAUACACCAGAGAACACACACAGGAGAGAAACCUUAUGGCUGUAAUCAAUGUGGGAAGAGUUUUACUCAGUCAAGCGGCCUGGUAGUACACCAGAGAACACACACAGGAGAGAAACCGUAUAGCUGUACUCAAUGUGGGAAGAGUUUUACUCAGUCAGGCAGCCUGGUAUCACACCAGAGAAGACACAUAGGAGAGAAACCUUAUAGCUGUACUCAAUGUGGGAAGAGUUUUACUCAGUCAAGCGCGCUGAUAGGGCACCAGAGAACACACACAGGAGAGAAAUCUUACCACUGUACUGACUGCAGAAAGAGUUUUGUUAGGUUAAGAUAUUUAAAAUCACACCAGAGAACACACACAACACAGGAGAGAAACUAUAUAGCAGGAGAUAAAUGAUAUAGCUGUACUCAAUGUGGGAAGAGUUUUAUGCAGUCAAGUGGCCUUAUAGUACAUCUGAGAACUCACACAGGAGAGAAGACGUAUAGCUGUGAUCAUGUGACAAGAGAUACUCUGAUAAAAUAUCUCUGAUCAAACAUCAGAAAAUACAUACAUGAAGGAGUUGUUUCAUGAUAUCAAUGAAAUAAUGUCACAAUGUAGAAUAUUUAAACAUUGUAGUAGGACUAUUUUAAUUAAUAUCACAAUGUAGAACCCUAAACGUUUCCCCCUGUUCAAUUUAUUUCAGCAUGAUAUGGAUAUUAGCCUCUGGGAAAAAUCCAGGCUCUGAAUUGAAAGAGUAUUUAUGUGAUUUAACAAAAAGUGAAAAAAAAAAAAAGUUGUGUUACACUUACCUUGUUGGCAACCCACUUGAAUCAAAAGUUGUGUUCCACGUUAAUCAAAAUGUAGCUAGCUGUUUUCUACAAAUUGUCCUCUGACCAGUGAUGUACACAUUAUUCCCAGAUUCCAUGUGGUGUUUGAGCUAUUCGUUUUAACAGGAUGUGCAACCACAUCUCCCCCCUCUUGCGCAAUUGAUUUCAACAUGAUAUCGAUGAAA
Messenger RNA from Coregonus clupeaformis (lake whitefish), 1252 nucleotides. RefSeq names its product zinc finger protein 180-like. The record is from RefSeq and is a predicted model, not a curated record. The transcript is spliced from 2 exons. NCBI's taxonomy places the organism in Eukaryota, Metazoa, Chordata, Actinopteri, Salmoniformes, Salmonidae. The coding region runs from base 1 to 657 and encodes 218 amino acids.